AAACGAAAACAAUCAUCAACAAAACGUAUCAUAAUAAUUUUGUUUGUCGAACUGUUCAGUUAUUCAGCAACAAUAAUUUUUUUUAAAAAAACUGUAUUUCUCAUCUAAUUCUUAAUAAGAAUUGCUUGUUUGUUUGUUUGUGACAUUUGUCAAAUUCGAAAAAUUGUUGUUUGUUUUUGAACAAAAAUGUCGAAAGCACCUGCGAUUGGUAUUGAUUUGGGCACAACUUAUUCUUGUGUCGGUGUUUUUCAACAUGGUAAAGUAGAAAUUAUCGCUAAUGAUCAAGGUAAUCGAACAACACCAAGUUAUGUUGCUUUUACCGAUACGGAACGUUUGAUUGGUGAUGCGGCUAAAAAUCAAGUGGCUAUGAAUCCAUCGAACACUGUGUUCGAUGCUAAACGUUUAAUUGGUCGACGUUUUGAUGAUCCAUCUGUUCAAUCUGAUAUGAAAUUCUGGCCAUUUAAAGUGGUUAAUGAAGGUGGAAAACCAAAAAUCGAAGUUGAUUAUAAAGGUGAAGUGAAACGAUUCUUCCCCGAAGAAAUUUCUUCAAUGGUAUUGAUCAAAAUGAAAGAAAUUGCCGAAGCAUACCUAGGUAAAAAAGUUACCGAUGCUGUCAUCACUGUACCAGCUUAUUUCAAUGAUUCACAACGUCAAGCUACCAAAGAUGCUGGUGCUAUUGCCGGUUUAAAUGUUCUUCGUAUUAUCAAUGAACCUACAGCUGCUGCUAUUGCAUAUGGUUUAGAUAAAAAAGGUGGUGAAAAAAAUGUAUUGAUUUUCGAUCUUGGUGGUGGUACAUUCGAUGUAUCAAUUUUGUCAAUCGAUAAUGGUGUAUUUGAGGUCAAAUCAACUGCAGGCGAUACACAUCUAGGUGGUGAAGAUUUUGAUAAUCGUCUUGUUAAUCAUUUUAUUCAAGAAUUUAAACGUAAAUAUUCUAAAGAUAUGUCGGCAAAUAAACGUGCAGUACGUCGUCUUCGUACCGCUUGUGAACGUGCAAAACGUACAUUAUCAUCAUCAACACAAUCAACAGUCGAAAUCGAUUCAUUAUAUGAAGGUAUUGAUUUUCAUUCAACAAUAACACGUGCACGUUUUGAAGAAUUAUGUUCGGAUUUAUUCCGUUCAACAUUGGAACCAGUGGAAAAAGCUAUGCGCGAUGCUAAAUUGGAUAAAUCAAAAAUUGAUGAAAUCGUAUUGGUCGGUGGUUCAACACGUAUUCCAAAAAUACAGAAAUUACUUACUGAUUACUUUAAUGGAAAAGAUUUAAACAAAUCGAUUAAUCCGGAUGAAGCCGUUGCAUAUGGUGCAGCAGUACAGGCUGCUAUUUUGACUGGUGAUACAUCAAAAAAUGUCCAGGAUUUACUUCUGCUGGAUGUUGCACCAUUAUCGUUGGGUAUUGAAACUGCUGGAGGUGUAAUGACAGCAUUGAUCAAACGUAAUACAACCAUACCAACGAAACAAACACAAAUAUUCACCACCUACGCCGAUAAUCAACCGGGUGUUACAAUUAAAGUAUAUGAAGGUGAACGUGCCAUGACCAAGGAUAAUAACUUAUUGGGUACAUUCGAUUUGAAUGGAAUUCCACCUGCACCUCGUGGUAUUCCACAAAUUGAAGUUACAUUUGAUAUUGAUGCCAACGGUAUAUUGAAUGUAUCGGCUGUGGAUAAAAGUACUGGUAAACAGAAUAAGAUCACUAUUACGAAUGACAAAGGUCGUUUAUCGAAAGAUGAUAUCGAACGUAUGGUACAAGAAGCUGAAAAAUAUCGUGAAGAAGAUGAACGACAACAAGCUAGAAUUCAGGCUAAAAAUUCAUUAGAAUCAUAUGCAUUUCAAAUGAAAAAUUCUAUCGAAGAUGAUGCCAUCAAAUCAAAAAUAUCCGAUUCUGAUCGAACAACCAUUUCAAAUAAAAUCAAAGAUGUACUAAACUGGCUAGAUAAUAAUCAAUUAGCCGAAAAAGAUGAAUUUGAAGAUAGACAAAAAGAAUUGGAACAAAUCUGUCGACCUAUCAUCUCGAAAUUGUAUCAAGGUGCAGGUGGUCCAGGAGGUCCCGGUGGUUUCCCGGGUGGUGCAUCAACUCAUGGUGGUGGUGGUUCUAAUAGUGGCCCAACAGUAGAAGAAGUAGAUUAAGUGAAUACAUGAAACAUCAUUUGAUUAUAUAAUGUUUGUAACUGGUUGAACCAGUACUUGUUUUCAUUAUAAUUUGAUAUUUUUGUUUCUGAAAAUAAUAAUAAUAAUAAUAAUAUUCAUUCAUGUUCUUCCUAUCACUCUCAGGUUUAAA
This is a messenger RNA of Dermatophagoides pteronyssinus (European house dust mite), 2272 nucleotides long. RefSeq names its product heat shock 70 kDa protein 1A-like. Lineage: Eukaryota; Metazoa; Arthropoda; Arachnida; Sarcoptiformes; Pyroglyphidae. The record is from RefSeq and is a predicted model, not a curated record. Gene Ontology annotation, molecular function: ATP binding; ATP-dependent protein folding chaperone.